ACGGUCAAAGUAACGCGAGCGAUAUUGGUGCGUUGUUUGCAUAGCUGAAAACUAAACUUCAUUUUAACGUGGACGAAAAGAAUUAUAAUACUCGCUGUAUAGAAAAUACUGUUUCGGAAUGUAAUACUCGCCAUCUAGGAGCUUAGCGGCUUAUGUGAAAUAAUAGUUAGUAACAUAAUAUUGGAAUAAUAGACCACUGUGUCUUUCGCUUCGUGUGGAUGUCUAAAACAAAAAUGGCGCCUGUCGCAGAGGUAACACUGCAUCUAGAAUGCUGGCGGGAUGAGCUGAGCCCGGCACAGACAGCCGCCUACGAAAAAGCGGAAAAGGAGCACCAUGAAGUACGGAGCAAGCUGAAAGAGAUUGUUCAGGAAACUGGCGGGAAGAACAUAUUUGCCGGACAGGUGUUUACCGCUUAUCAGGUAUUGGGACCGGUACCGGGAUUGGAACAAAUUUCCAAACCGGUCACUGCAUUGUCGCGCAAGAAAAUGCCUUCAAUGCCGCCGGCACUUGCACCGUUGGGCAGUGUUUCAUCUUCCCCAGAGCCUUCAGCAAGUUUUCGGCGUCGAAGUCGAAAGGCGGAUUCGCCGGCCGGAGAAAAUCCCGAGCCCGUGGUUGAUAUUGCCUCUGACGAUCCCGAUGAAGAUUAUAUCCCACUAGCGAAGCGCAUGAAACAAAAGGCGAAAGACAAAACGCCCGUGCCCGCGAAAAAAACGAGGGAAGAAAAGGUCAAAACUCCGGAUCCGAAGAUCAAAUCGCCGAAAACCCCUGGUUUAACACCAAAGGUUGCCGCUAUUUCUGUACGACCCACCGAAUUCAACUCCAUCGGAGGGUUGCAGGUCGGCGCGGAAAAGGACAAAAAACGAUCCGGCGCAGAGCCCUCGGCCGUGGUCGAUCUUACAAAAGAUGAUUCGGGCAAACCGACGGCCGAUUCGCGAGAAAUAUCUUUCAGCAAGAUUCAGGGUAAAACUUUUCCUUCACUCGUCGUACUAGCAAGACCGUCGCUGCGCGUCGUCGACAAAGCGGUAACCGACCGGCCCCAACUUGACGCGAAGGUGAAAAAUGUCCUCGUCCACCCUGCGCCAAAGUUUACGGAAUGGCUUAUUCAGCAGGGAUUAAUCAAGUCGGAACAAACGUGUCAAAUUCAUAACGACAAGCCACUGAAGCUGGGCAUGUAUUCCGACACGAGCAAAUUCCCGUACUCGGGUGGCUACUUUUGGAUCAGUGAUUGUUGCCCGACUAGGUUCACGUCUGUGUUCCACGGUUCGCUAUUCGAGGGUUCACCACAUCCUCCGUCAGUAAUUUUGAAGCUGAUCUACCACUGGGCCUGCCAAACGAACGUAUCCAACGUGGUGAACUGGGUGAAGGUCGAUAACAUGUACCUUAAGGGUCUGUACACAUUGUUACGGUCCGUCUGCACAUUGGCAUUAUGUAGACAUAUGAAGCUUCUCGGCGGUCCCAAAAAAUCGAUCGAGAUCGGAGUAAUUUCAUUGGGAACAACUACGCAGGAUGGGCAGCAGCGUCAGGUGAAAGUAGAGGUAUUGGGUGUGCUAGAUCCGGAAGCUAAAAUACUUCGCCUUCGCGCCGUGGAGCCCUUGCUGGACGCCGAAAAAAGCUACAAGAAAAGGUUUUCAAAAAUUUUGGAACCACUUAGCGAUUGGGUCCAUAAGGAUAGCGUCAUUCUGACAGACCUUACCGUGGACAAAGGUACGCUGAAUAGCAUGGGAUACAAAACCGUUAUACAGGUUCCCGGUUCUGAACAGACGCUCAAGAACAGUAAUGCAAAUAUAAUGGACUAUUUGCGGCGCAUCGUGCCACGCAUGUUCCAAAACACCUUGUCCCUUCUAUCGCGACAAAUUAUUCAACAGUUCUUGAAUGAGCUGGUGUGGCGUGAGCUGUACGGCAACAGCCCCGGCACAACAUUCGAUAACAUAGUAAAACACUUAUCUGAGGAAGCGAAAAUUGAAACAAAGGAAAGUUUGACUACUCGCCUUCAUAAGGCCGCCGCCGAUCCCUUCAAACAGUGGGAAAUUGUAUCCGAUAUGCCAGCGUUGGGCAAAGUUCCUGGUAAACGAGGCCGAAAACCCAAGGAUCAAUCUAUCAUCAAAAGUGAGGCUCCGCCAAACGAUACGAUUCUCGCAACACCGAGCCCGACCCACCAAAACGCGCCGAAAAAAAUUAUCCUCAAAAAGGUGAAAAAUGAAGAGGAAAGAGCGGCGGCAUCCGCUUCCACGCCCCCAGCUGGUUCACAGGUGAAAAAGAUAGAAAUGAAACGAACGGAAAAGAAGGACUAUACUGUGCAGUUGGAAUCGUACUAUUAUGGCUGCUCGGGGGGCAUUGAGCUUAAGGAAUCGGCUUUGGCUUGUACCGAUUUUGCAGUACCGUGUCCGGAGUGUCCGGAUUUGACGUUCCGAAGCAAUGUAGAGCUUCUUGAUCAUCUAUUGCUGCAUGCGAGUCCCGCUAUUGCCUCCAAUGCAGACGGUGGCGCCACCGUCCAGUGCCGAACGUGUCUAGAACACGUAGCGGACCAGGAAGAGGAGAAGCACAAAACGCUAAGCCAUCCGCAGGAGACAAAAAGUUUGCUAUGCAAGACGUGCAGCUGCCUAAUAUGUGAGCAACGCUUUAGCACAGUGUCUGUGCUGGUGGCGCAUCUGCAAAAAAGCCACUACCCGCUGGAGAUGCCGUACCGGUGUGGUGGUUGCGACUACCGCAGCUCCAUUUUGCGAACAACUAUCGAGCACUUUUACGAGCAACACAAGGGAUCGGCCCUGUUGCAGUGUCCUGUUUGUCUGCAGAUAUGCUGCGCAUAUCGUACCGGCGACGAGGGCCCACUCACUAAGAACGUGCACCAGUUCUUGGCUCACUUACGCAAACAUACCGAUAAAGCGAUCUCGAAACGUUGCAACAAAUGUGCCCUCAGCUUCCUGGACAAGGGAGAACAGAAGUUUCACUCUAUAUUUGGCCACGUGCCAAACAAAGCAGAUGAAACAGUGAAAAGUGUCACCAGCUCGACGACGGUGAUCCCAAAACCAACGAAAAAGGUAACCAUCAACAAAGAACAUUCAACGUAUCGCAUCGUAAAACGGUUUACUAAAUUGGUUCUGAAUUUGAAGAGUGGAAGCAUUUGCUGCGAAUGUGGAAAUGAUUUUGACCAGUUCAACCACAUGAUAGCGAGAGUGCAAUGCAUAACGUGUGCGUAUCAAACCACCUGUCUACCGUCGAUGGUGAGCCAUGCUGUAUCGUGUCAAACGGCCACGACCACGAAAGAAAAACGUUCUGCUGUCAAUAUGAUGGACCAAGAGCUACAUUGCCAGUGUGGCUUUUCAUCGUACGACGGGUAUGCUUUGGCACGGCACCUGAUCGCAUGUGAUCGUUACGGUGCCGUAUACCCGACCGUCGAGGCAGCUCAAGCGAGCGUUGUCGAGCGUAGCAUGCUCGAUUCGCUCGGGCUAGUACGACGGGACGGUGACGACGAUGAUGAGGACAGUGCUGCUGCAGUCGGGGAGCAAACAACAUCACCACAGGAUGACGACGCUGGACCGUCGUCUUCGUCGACCAACUUGAACGUUUCUUUCAGCCACGAAGAAACUGUUGGUGCAUCAUCGGCAGACGUGAAUGAAGGCAGUGCGAGCGGAGUGGCGUACGAUCCGUCCCAGUCGCUGUACAAUAUUGCGGGUGCAGGCGAGCAACAAUUCAACACGCAGCUAUCGUUCGACGAUUUGGGACCUCCGUCAGUUUUGCCCGCACAAGAUAGCAAUGAUCGUACACCGCAGCUUAAAGACGAUUACCAAUCCUUGGCUACACCACGUGUACCAGAGCAACAGGAUUAUUAGAGCGACUCGAGCGUCGAAAAUGAUGAUACCUAAUCAACUAUCCUUUUACAGGACCAGAAUCAUUGUUUGUGUUCUUUUUACGUAAGGUUCUGUAAUGUUUCUAAACGGAUAGAUUAAAAGAAUACAUUUGUUUUUUUUCCGGAAGAGGGGCUAGAAA
Molecule: messenger RNA, 3987 nt
Organism: Anopheles merus
Lineage: Eukaryota; Metazoa; Arthropoda; Insecta; Diptera; Culicidae
Gene: row
Exons: 7
Coding region: 219-3830 (1203 amino acids)
Biological process (GO): regulation of transcription by RNA polymerase II
Cellular component (GO): chromosome
Molecular function (GO): chromatin insulator sequence binding
Source: RefSeq, a predicted model, not a curated record